AUGGGUUCUAAGACGUCAAGACCAGUAGACCCUCCAGCUGUAGAACCUCUUCCACCGACAACUGCAGAACGAUCCAUGGAUGCCCUGGUGCAUGGAUGCCAUUCUUUAGAACUUGGACAGGUCAAGCUCAAUCAUGAUUGCCAUAAAGAUUUCACAAAACCCAUGUGUGCGAGAUGUCCAAUCGUCCUGUUCGUUUUGUUUCGUGUCGGUGUGGCUGGAUACGCCUUUGUCUUCCUUAUCUACCACCUAACGCGGGAAAUAACAGGUCGUAUAGGCGCGAAAACGUUCAUCUACUUGGAGACCUGGACCUACACGGCCAUCACUCUAUAUCUCCUUCUCUCAUUUGUGAACGUUGUCAUAGAUAUCUAUCAAGAAUACAAAUCAUUCACCCUGGACGUUUCGACAGGACACACCCCCUGGCGCCUCAGACUACAAUGGCUGUUCUUUAACAUCUCUCUUUCAUCUUCCUGUGUUGGAGCUGUUACAUUCUGGGUAUGGGUCAUCGUGACAGGUAUAAGUCCAACAACACGAGCUUAUGAGAUCAUCAAUCUCCAUGGUAUGUGGGUCAUCAUCGCUUUUCUCGAAGUCGGUGUCGUUACAUUUCCCCUCCGCUUUGAGCACAUCGUCUACCCACUCAGCUUCGGUCUCAUCUACCUCAUCUUCGCGCUCAUCUACUGGGGCGCAGGAGGAACAGACCCCUAUGGCAAUCAUUAUAUUUACAUCUUUCUUGACUUCGGUAAACAUCCCGUCCGAGUGAUCUUUGUGGUAGCUGGAGAGAUCACUGGAACUUUCCUGAUUCAUGGAUCAUUUGCACUCUUCUUUCUCUAUAGGGAGAAAUUUUUCGCAAAGUGUUGUCCGAUUGACAAGGAGCCUGAUGGUGAGGAGCUUGAAACCUUGACAACGACAAAAUAUGGAACUUCAACGAAUGAGCAUAACAAAUGAGAAUGAAGAGUUUACCAUGCUUUUUUACCUCAAAGUGAAACAGGUAUAAUGUCAAUACCACAAUGGGCUGCUCUGUAAAAACUUUUACUUUACAUACGCCGUACACCGUAUCAUU
Molecule: messenger RNA, 1057 nt
Organism: Strongylocentrotus purpuratus (purple sea urchin)
Lineage: Eukaryota; Metazoa; Echinodermata; Echinoidea; Camarodonta; Strongylocentrotidae
Product: protein rolling stone-like
Exons: 3
Coding region: 1-942 (313 amino acids)
Cellular component (GO): membrane
Source: RefSeq, a predicted model, not a curated record